Pyricularia pennisetigena is the source of this 1920-nucleotide messenger RNA. RefSeq lists its product as uncharacterized. Lineage: Eukaryota; Fungi; Ascomycota; Sordariomycetes; Magnaporthales; Pyriculariaceae. The record is from RefSeq and is a predicted model, not a curated record. Bases 1 to 1920 code for a protein of 639 amino acids. The transcript is spliced from 4 exons.
AUGAGAGAAGCACACCUGCGCCUGGAUUCGAUCGAGCUGGCUCUACGAAAACUGCCAGUAAAACUGCGAGUAGAGUCGGAACUUACCUUGGGACUUCCUGAUGCAUGGCCAACUGCAGUGACUCCCACGAUGGUCUCUUCCAUGGUCGCAGCUGGUGGGCUGUGGGUUGAGCGGGCAAGUCCAUGCAGGUUGCAUGUCGAUUCCGUCGUGACCUCUGCCCGGGGCAUGAUAGCCGAGGAUUAUUUGCAUGCGAGACGCCUCGCCAAUGCCAUCAGAGCAUGCUCCGCCUGGGAACUUCUGGGCUUGCAGCUGAGCCGCUGCCCCAGGCCCGUACAUGAGAAUGAGCAGGACGUUCCCGGAUCUCUCUUCUACAUCACACAUAUGACAAACAGCUCAAGUCACCUUGUAUACCAAUACACAGAGCGUGCUGAGGUCCGGAGACUAACUUGUCGUUUUUGGUUCGAUUUCGCGACAAAAACCGUAAACAAACGCCCAGCAAGGCAGCGGGAAGCGGCACAGACAGCCGUAUCUACUGAUUCGAGACGCGUCACUCGCUCAGGAACGAAAAGGUCGUUGACAAAAACUUCUGAAAAUGUUGCCACCCAAUCUGAGCAGCUCUCAGCCGCUGAGAUUGACCGCAGCGUGAUGAUCCUAGUAAGGGGCUCGCUAUUUACACUACUGGGCAUCAAGAAGCCCACUCCUCGGAUCAGGAGACUGCGCAGCUUUGAAUGUCCGUCACUGCUCGAGAUUGCCCCAGCCGCUUUCAACAUGCGGUAUCUCCAGGAAGUCGUACAACGUGCUCCAUUUUUGAACUCAAUCAGCUCAGUCUUGGCUCGUCUCGUGGACAAUGCACAGUCACCCUCUUUGAGGCAGAAAGUGGCAUCGCUCGCCAUGGGAACUGCAGAAGGAUCUGAGAUGCAGAUCCCUUCAGCCGACUCCACCCAAAAGGAACAUUGCACUGAUAAAGACAGAUACUUUGAGGAAGUCGGGAAAAUGAUAUGGCCGGUUUUGCAGACUGCGCCUUCAAAAACGAAGCUAUAUCUAGAGAAGCUACCCGAAGACCGAAUCUCUGAUGCUAGCGUGGGUCUACAACCUGAUGGGAACUGUAGUCCUAUUCACGAUCCCUCCCAGCAAUCCGAGAUGGAGGGGCUAACAUCAGGAGAGAAAGUCCAUGACGGGGUAGAAGCUGACGCCAAUAAGCUGGGCCUCCACUUAGCUGUAAAUGAUACGAGCAAUCAAGGUAACAAUCGCUCAAUACAUCGCCUUGACGAGCCCUUUCGAUUCCCAGGCAGCACCCAAGAGUCCGAAGGGGCACCGUUUCUUGAUGGUGAAGACCAAAGUUUGGGCAGCAAUGCGCAGGAACUCAUGCAGAAAUACUACUCACGUUUUCCUGAAUACGAACAGUCCUCGCAGGCCUUUCCGCAAGAUGAUUUAUACGGAGACGAGUAUGAGAGUGAGCAUAGUUUUGAUGAAGAAGGAGAUACUGCCGACUAUCACGAUACCUGUUACUACUCCUGGAUCUCCGACAACGACAACGACAUGGCUAGCGCAUAUAUUGGCCUUGGAAACGAUUACGAGCUUGAGGCUGAACACCAUCCAUAUUUUUCAUCAAGCCUCGCACCUCGCACAUUUCUUGGAGAUGAGACAGGCACAACCGAUUACUAUUUCGAGGAUGAACCCGGGAGAGCCGACAUUACAGCCAACCAAGAUUCUGGGUCGGAGAGCCUUGACCACUUUGAAGGAUAUGAUCAAGGAUUUGUGGACAGCUUUGGGGACGAGUAUGUGUACGAAAACUCACAUAUUCAUCUUACACCGUGGGAAUGGGAUGUGAGUAUCGUGAGGUCUCUUAGAAGCUUCAAAGGACCCAUGAAUCAUGCUGACAAAACACGCAUAUACGGGCUAGGGGAGACAAGAAGAUGA